Molecule: messenger RNA, 621 nt
Organism: Eremothecium sinecaudum
Lineage: Eukaryota; Fungi; Ascomycota; Saccharomycetes; Saccharomycetales; Saccharomycetaceae
Exons: 1
Coding region: 1-621 (206 amino acids)
Molecular function (GO): protein binding
Source: RefSeq, a predicted model, not a curated record
AUGAAUAUAUGGGUAGCCGCAAGUGAUGGACUUGUAGAUAAGGUCGAGGAAUUCCUCAAACAGCCUGACCUUACGGCAAACAGCAAAGACGAAAAUGGCUACACUCCCGUACACGCCGCUGCCUCCUAUGGUCAUGUCGAACUAUUGCGUCUACUCCUUAACAAGCAUAACGGGGAUGUAAACAUUAAAGAUAAUGAUGGCGAUACACCUCUCCAUCAUACAGAAGACAUUGCUGUUGCCAAAGUCCUUGUAGAAGAGUUCGGUGCAGAUUUUUCUAUUACCAAUGAGGAGGGCAAGACCGCUCUACAGGUAUUUGAAGAAGACUAUGAAAACAUACAGCUUAUCCAAUACAUGAAAGAAAAAUCCGGGCUGCCAUUGCAUCAAGAUUCCUUAGGAAUUGACAAAGAGCAACUAUCGCAGUUCAAAGAUAGUAUACGAUACACUCUUGAAAAUGAUCCUGUAGAUGACAAUGAUCCAGCUAGUGUAGCUAGAAGACAACGCUUAGAACAAAUUUUACAGGGAGAAAAUGUAGAACAGGAACUAGAAAGCUAUAUUCGCGAGACUAUCAGAGGUCAAUUUGGCCAAAGCAACGAUGAUCAGUCUUCAAAGAGAAGGAAAUAA